This is a messenger RNA of Merops nubicus (carmine bee-eater), 996 nucleotides long. Its product is annotated as keratin, type I cytoskeletal 13-like. NCBI's taxonomy places the organism in Eukaryota, Metazoa, Chordata, Aves, Coraciiformes, Meropidae. The record is from RefSeq and is a predicted model, not a curated record. Gene Ontology annotation, molecular function: structural molecule activity. The transcript has 6 exons. The coding region runs from base 37 to 996 and encodes 319 amino acids.
GAUGGGAUCUUAUUUGCUAACAAUGAGAAGGCAACGAUGCAGAACCUCAACGACCGCCUGGCCUCCUACCUGGACAAGGUGCGGCUCCUGGAGGGAGACAACGCCGACCUGGAGUGCAAGAUCAGGGAGUGGUAUGCCAAGGUGGGGCCCAGCUGCGAGCCCCGGGACUACAGCUGCUUCCACAAGGAGAUCGAAGACCUUCAAAACCAGAUCCUGUGUGCAGCCAUGGAGACUAACAAAAUCCUUCUGAACAUUGAUAACAACAGGAUGACUGCUGAUGACUUCAGAGUGAAGUACGAGACCGAAUGUGGCCUCCGGCAAAACGUGGACGCAGACAUCUGCAACCUGCGCCCCGUCCUGGACCAGCUGGCCAGCUGCAAGACUGACCUGCAGCUGCAGUGCGAGGCCCUGACUGAGGAGAUGUGCUGCCUCAAGACCAACCACGAGGAGGAAAUGAGCUGUCUGAGGAAACAGGCGACUGGAGAUGUGAGUGUGGAGGUCAAUGCCUGCCCUGGCCCGGACCUGAGGAAGAUCCUGGAGGAUCUGAGGUGCCAGUAUGAGACGCUGAUGGAGCGCAACCGCAAAGAGACUGAGCAGUGGUAUGCCUGCAAGGUGGAGGAGGUGAAUCUGGAGGUCAUCACAAGCAGCCAGGAGAUCGAGUCAAGCAACAAACAGGUCACUGAGCUGAGACGUCAGCUGCAGGCCUUGGAAAUCAACGUGCAGGCCCAGCUCACCAUGAAAGAAAACCUGGAAUCCUCCUUGGCAGAAACCGAAUGUCGCUACAACAAAUACCUGGCGGAGCUGCAGGCCCAGAUCUCCUGCGUGGAGCAGCGCCUGGCCGAGAUACGGGCGGAAAUGGAGUGUCAGAACCAGGAGUACAAGACCCUCCUGGACGUCAAGUGCCGCUUGGAGCAGGAGAUCCAGACCUACCACUGCCUGCUGGAGGGGGGACAGCACGACAUCAUGUACGCAGAGACGGGCACACAGCCCCUCUGA